AUGAGUAAUUCCGCAAGUGUAAGUGACUGUGAUGUUUUAAUACGACCAAAUGAAAAUGAAGAAGAUGAAGAAGAAUCUGCAAAAUGUUGUGAUCCAAGAUCAACAAUGUAUCGUUUUCUUGCUCUAUUUUUGAUGUGUUUUAUAGGUUUUGGAUAUUGUUUUUGUUAUGACAUACCAGGAGCAUUACAAGAUAAUUUUAAAAGUGACAUGGAUCUUACCACAUCGGAAUUUGUUUUAUUAUACUCAUGGUAUUCCUGGCCUACUGUUAUCUUAUGCUUUGUCGGUGGUUUUUUAUUAGAUAGAGUAUUCGGGUUAAGAUGGGGUACAAUCAUUUAUUCUGCCGUUUUAGUUUUAGGACAAUUUAUAUUCGCUCUCGGUGGUUUAGUAAAUAUUUUUUGGGUUAUGAUAUUGGGAAGAUUUAUUUUCGGAAUAGGAAGCGAAUCUUUGGCUGUAGCACAAAAUAAUUAUGCUUAUAUGUGGUUUAAAGGAAAAGAAUUAAAUAUGGUAUUCGGACUACAAUUGAGUUUUGCAAGAGUUGGUUCUACUGUAAAUUUUCAAGUCAUGGAACCUUUUUACAAUUGGGUUAACAAGUAUUAUCAGGGAUAUAUGUGCAUUGGAAUGACAUUACUUAUAGCUGGAUUAACUUGUGUCUUGUCAUUAAUCUGCGCCAUUAUAUUAGCUUGGAUGGAUAAAAGAAAUGAAAAAUUUUCAAAACCCAAAAGCACGCAGGAAACUGAAUUGAUUAAAAUAACUGAUGUGAAAGAUUUUCCCGGAUCAUUUUGGAUGAUAUCAGUUGUUUGUAUUUCUUAUUAUAGCGCCGUAUUACCUUUUAUCGCUUUGGGAAAGGUAUUUUUCGAAAGGAAAUUCGAUUUUCAACCUAACGAAGCAAAUCAAGUUAACAGUAUUGUUUACAUAAUAUCAGCUUUUUUAUCACCCCUAAUGGGUUUCAUUGUUGAUAAAACGGGGAAAAAUGUUUUUUGGGUAUUUUUAGCCAUUUUAGGAGCCAUAGGCAGUCACGGAUUAUUAGCUUUUACUUUUGUUAAUCCCUACGUUGGAAUGAUAAUUUUAGGAUUAUCCUACUCCAUGUUGGCAAGUGCUUUGUGGCCCAUGGUUGCACUUGUCAUUCCCGAAUACCAAUUGGGUACAGCUUACGGAAUCACUCAAUCUAUUCAAAAUUUAGGAUUGGCUUUGAUAACUAUGGUAGCGGGAUUAAUUGUCGAUUCUGGAGGAUACCUAAUGCUUGAAGUUUUCUUUUUGGCUUGUCUUUGUGUUUCGUUAAUAGCAAUUGUCGUUAUAUGGAUUUUUGAUUCUCUAAGAAAUGGAAUUUUAAAUAUGUCGGUCAAAGAAAGAGAUCUUUACGAGAGUAAUAAAUUGGGAUCAGAAAUUUUAGAAAGGGAAAAAUUAUUAGCAUCCGGUUCUAUGGCAGAUGUAACACCGCAAGAUCUUUUAUCACCUCAAUCGGAUUUUUACAUAAGAAACAGAUACCUGUCUAGAAUUGGAGCUAGGGUAAUUAAUUAG
This is a messenger RNA of Pediculus humanus corporis (human body louse), 1518 nucleotides long. RefSeq names its product transport protein, putative. The coding region runs from base 1 to 1518 and encodes 505 amino acids. NCBI's taxonomy places the organism in Eukaryota, Metazoa, Arthropoda, Insecta, Psocodea, Pediculidae. Gene Ontology annotation, molecular function: transmembrane transporter activity. Gene Ontology annotation, cellular component: lysosome. The transcript is spliced from 9 exons. The record is from RefSeq and is a predicted model, not a curated record. Gene Ontology annotation, biological process: transmembrane transport.